GAACUCUCGGUUAUCUCAAACGGGCGGGACUGACAGAACCCUUCGAAAUCUCCCGGUGAGGCUGUUCUCGACUUUCUCCAAGGCUGUCGUCUUGCUGUCCUUAGAAAUGAUUCACUCCACUUUUCUGGCCGCUUUUACAUUUCUCCAAUUCUGCCACUUUCAAACCUUAAUACGAAAGGAUACAAUUAGAUACCGGUCAAUCAAGCUCAAGACGACGAAAUUGAUUUGACAACAAACGAUUCAUUCCUGCACAUACAUAUACUCACAUACUUCCUCAUUAAUCGUCCCUUUCUCGCACUCAUUUUCUGGCUCGCAUAGUCAUGAUAACUACAAUACUCAUAAUCUGUUAAUGCCGAGAUUAUUAGAGGCAUUGCGCCUCAAAACCCCCUUGAUCCUUAAACCUUUUCUAUAAAUCAAGAAUUAGGCAAAUCGAGGAGCUGAUCCCGAGUCACCAAAUGUCUUGGGAUUUGUUAAAGCGAUUUAUCGAGUCCGAUGUUUUCAAUCAGAAUCCAUUCCUCUCCGUAGCCUAUCUUUCACGGUAUGCAGACCAUGUCGGGAUACAUUAUGUUCUCUGCUCGAAGUUGCGACAAUUUAGUUAUGAGGAGAUUGAGUUCUUCCUCCCGCAGCUAUGCCACCUAAUUAUCAGUGUCGAUAAUGAGUCUGUGGCUCUGGAGGAAUUCAUUCUGGAUUUGUGCGAGGAAUCGGUCAAUGCUGCAUUAUUGACAUUCUGGCUGUUCCAAACAUAUCUCCACGAUCUUUCUGCGAAUCCUCAAUCCGAAGCUUUCAAAACGUGCAGACGAAUUUAUAAUAAGGUCCAGCAUAUCGUAUUCGGGGUCUCGGAAACUCCCACGAAGAAGAUCAGUGAGAAUGUCUUACCUGUUACUGUUCUAGCAAGUUUUGUUCUGGCGAGCAUAGCAGUUCCCUUUCUACCAAAAUGGGCUGGACCAUUGGCUAUUUCACAGGCACGGAAACCUCAAAGUACAGGGAAUGUGGUCGCAGAUACUAGUCAGAUGCAGACACAAAAGAUUGUUCGAAGUCAUACAACGACACCGGGGUCUACACGAACAAAACAGAGGAGAGAGGCUGCAAGGAUCGCCAGCGCCCCAGGCAGUGGUGGUCUGGAUAGUGCUGGACCCUCUGAAGCCCCACCAGAUCUGGCUCGAUCGAACUCCUUAACUAGACCCACCUCAUCGAACUCUAGCCGAAAGGUACCCCUAGAACAGAUACGGCCUUCGCGUUUAGACCUCAAAGCAUUAGAGCCUCGAAAUCAAAGCUCGGCAUCCCUUCCAGAAUUAAGAAAUCCAAAUCUACCCAGUAGACCAGCAACACCCGUUACAGCUGGUCUUCCAACAAGGCUGACUGAACCAAUCAAUAAAAGAUACUCUCAGCAUUCACAUGGCGGAAAACUUCUGACUCCAGCAUCAUUAACUGACAAGCAGAAAGUCAAAUUAUUAAGGCAAAACUAUUUUCGAUCUGAAACCCAAUUUUUAACGGCUCUGGAGGAUAUAUCAAAUCGUCUAGUCAUCGUCCCAAAGCCAGCGCGCCUUAGUGCAUUGCGUGCCGAACUUGCACUUAUUGCUCAGGAUUUGCCAGCUGAAGUUGAUAUACCAGUUAUUUGUCCUGCCACUCUCGUGGAUGGAAUUCCUAGCAAAAGUAAACAUCACCGUAUUGUUCGCCUGAACCCAGCGGAAGCGACAGUUUUGAAUAGCGCCGAGAAAGUACCUUAUCUUUUGAUGGUAGAAGUACUUCGGGAUGAUUUCUCCUUCAACCCGGAAACUCUAGACAAUGAACGUUUAUUGAGCCGAUUAGUGUCAGAGGAAGGAACACAUAAGAGACGAAGAUUUGACCUCUCGGAAUCUGGACGAUCGUACGGUAGUCACAUCAUCAAAAGUACGGAUAAUACCCCCGAUAGUGUUUUUGAGCCAAUCAGUGGCGAUUUGGGCAGCUCACCAUUAAUCAAAGAAAUAGAUCACGACGAGGAGGACGUACACACCCCAACUUACAAGGAAAAUGCAACAACCUCCCGGCCUACGCGCAAAUCAAGCGGUGCAACGACUUUAUCGAGCUUAUCCGGUGUUGCAACACCUAGGACAUCCGGAACAUCAACGUCUAGAUCCAUCAGUCCUACACCGAGAAGGAAGAUGACCAUUCCAGGAGUAGGUCGAUCGGGAGAGAAAGAUCAACCGGACUUUUCUACCUUAACAACGCAUAUUAGGACUGCUACACAAAUGCUUACCCAGCUCAAUUCGACGAGUGGGAAAAGACCCAAACAUGAGGUUGAUGCAAUUCGUCAUAAAAUUAUCGCCAGUAUACAGAGCCUUGAAGAGCAAAAUUAUGACUCAGAAGACAAUGUGCAAUCGCAGACUUUUGACAUGAUUAUGGAAAAAGCGAAUGCGGCAGCAGCAAAUGUUGCACCGGAAGAUAUCGAGGAAGUAUCACCAACUGAUGCGGAUGCUGUUAUUAAUGUCGGAGCUGGUGCAGCUCGAAUGGAGAAUGAUCAAAAGACUGGUGGUGUUCAAAGAAAAGGGGACAGAGACGAUCCAAGUGCUGCGACAUUCGGAGAAGCAUGGAACGUCAAGAAAGAACGUAUCAGGAAGUCCUCGCCUUAUGGGUGGAUGAAAAAUUGGGAUGUUUUGAGUGUCAUCGUAAAGACAGGUGCUGAUUUACGACAAGAAGCAUUUGCAUGUCAGCUCAUUCAAUGCUGUGAUAAUAUCUGGCAGGAUGCGGGAACUCCAGUUUGGGUCAAACGAAUGAGAAUUUUGGUCACCGGGGAGUCAUCUGGUUUGAUAGAGACAAUCACGAACGGUGUGUCCUUACAUUCGUUAAAGCGUAGUCUCACACUUGCCACGAUUGAAGCAGGUCAAAAUCCCCGAAGGAGAAUUGCUACGUUGAGAGAUCACUUCGUGAAGACCUUUGGACCACCCGAUAGUGAUGCAUACAAAGCUGCAGAAGACUCUUUCAAAAGAUCACUCGCAGCAUAUAGCAUCAUCUCAUACAUUUUACAGUUGAAAGAUCGACAUAAUGGUAAUGUUCUCAUUGAUAACGAAGGGCACAUUAUUCACAUCGACUUCGGCUUUAUGCUGUCCAACUCUCCUGGGUCGGUUGGUUUCGAAGCUGCACCUUUCAAAUUAACACAGGAUUAUGUUGAUGUCCUAGGAGGUGUUGGAUCACCUGCAUUUGAUGAUUACAAAAAGUUAUGCAAACAAGCUUUCCAAGCAUUACGUAGAUCAGCAGAUAAUCUAAUCGAUCUUGUUAGUAUGAUGGGACGAGAAUCAAAAAUGCCAUGUUUUUCGUAUGGAGUUGCUCAAGCAACGAACAGUCUGAGGCAGAGGUUCCAGCUGCAGAUGAGCGCCGAUGAGGCAGAGACGUUUGUGGAGACAGACUUAAUUGGAAAGUCUUUGGGGAGUUAUUACACACGAUUAUACGAUACUUUCCAAUAUCGUACCCAGGGUAUAUAUUAGUAGGUGGAGUGGGUAUGCAUGCUGGGCAGUUUCUUGGAGAAACUGGGAGCGUUUAUAAUUGAAUGCAUUGUGACUGGCAUGGCGUUGGAUAAUAUCAUUGAGCUGAUUGAUUUAUGUGUGGCAUUUACGUGAAGCGAAUUUCAAGGGGAGCAAAAGUGUCUUGUUGAACGGAGACGAUAUGAGGAAGAACGAGCAGAAGCGAUCUGAUCUUUAGCAUUAGAAGUGAUUUGACUUGAUCGUUUGAAUGGAAUGAUAAUUUCAGUUCAAUGAAAUCGAGUGAUGAUUUAUUGUACUCGCAAUAUUUAGUCUAGGUCAUAAAGGCACAGAUUGUUUUGCCUGGCUGAUUAAUAUGGGGAGAAAUAUUAAUCAACUUUUCUCUCCUGUUACCAUCUUAUUACGGCCAAUAAUAAGAGACUUUUUCGAAUUGAGAAUUUUGGUUACUGAGACGAAGCUCA
Botrytis cinerea B05.10 is the source of this 3916-nucleotide messenger RNA. It is a transcript of the gene Bcpik1, whose product is annotated as Bcpik1. The transcript is spliced from 5 exons. Gene Ontology annotation, molecular function: 1-phosphatidylinositol 4-kinase activity. NCBI's taxonomy places the organism in Eukaryota, Fungi, Ascomycota, Leotiomycetes, Helotiales, Sclerotiniaceae. The record is from RefSeq and is a predicted model, not a curated record. Gene Ontology annotation, cellular component: cytoplasm; membrane. Gene Ontology annotation, biological process: phosphatidylinositol phosphate biosynthetic process; phosphatidylinositol-mediated signaling. The coding region runs from base 456 to 3461 and encodes 1001 amino acids.